Messenger RNA from Varanus komodoensis (Komodo dragon), 1984 nucleotides. It is a transcript of the gene ABHD3, whose product is annotated as abhydrolase domain containing 3, phospholipase. The coding region runs from base 167 to 1390 and encodes 407 amino acids. Gene Ontology annotation, biological process: phosphatidylcholine metabolic process; medium-chain fatty acid catabolic process; medium-chain fatty acid biosynthetic process. NCBI's taxonomy places the organism in Eukaryota, Metazoa, Chordata, Lepidosauria, Squamata, Varanidae. The record is from RefSeq and is a predicted model, not a curated record. Gene Ontology annotation, molecular function: monoacylglycerol lipase activity; glycerophospholipid phospholipase A1 activity; A2-type glycerophospholipase activity. The transcript is spliced from 9 exons.
AGAGAGUCUCUUGCUGCUGCUCCUGCUGCUGCGGCAGGUGGCUGGAGUGAAAGAGAGAGCGCCACCCCGAUUGGACUCGGCGGCGGCAGCAUCCCCAGCUCCCCAAUAUUCCCGCUUGGCUGUAAUGUAAGCGGAGCCGUGCCCCUCCCCGGCGUUGACUCUGGAGAUGAACCUGCAAGGGCUGACCCACGAGCUCUCCUUGUAUCUGGAGAGCCGGUUCCGGGAGGGCUUGUGGGCUUCCAGCGUCGCUGGGUGGUCGCUGGUGCUGUGCUUCGGAGCCGCCUACACCUGCUAUUACUUUAGCAGCAUCGCCAAGAAACCUCAGCUGGUGACUGGCAGUGAGAGCUUUGGCCAGUUUCUACAGGACCAUUGCCCAGUAGUGACAGAGACAUACUAUCCCACUGUGUGGUGCUGGGAGGGGCGUGUGCAAACCCUUCUUCGCCCCUUCAUCACAUCGCAGCCAUAUGUGCAAUACAGGAAUGAACUCAUUGCAGCAAAAGAUGGAGGACAAAUUUCCUUAGACUGGUUUGAUAAUCAUGAUAGCACACGUUACCCAGAUUCAAGCACCAGGCCCACUAUCCUAUUGCUUCCUGGCCUAACAGGAACGAGCAGGGAAUCCUACAUUCUCCAUAUGAUUCAGCAAAGCAAAGCACUGGGAUACAGGUGUGUGGUUUUUAACUAUCGAGGAAUGGCUGGUGAAAAUCUCUUGACACCAAGGACUUAUUGUGCUGCUAAUACAGAAGAUUUGGAAACUGUUAUCCAUUAUGCAUACAGUUUGUACUCCUCAGCUAUGUUGAUGGCAGCUGGUGUUUCUAUGGGAGGCAUGCUUCUGCUAAACUACCUGGGCAAAAUUGGCAGAGAAACUCCUCUAAAAGCAGCUGCAAUUUUUUCAGCAGGAUGGAAUGCUUUUGAAUCUGCAGACUCUCUGGAAAAACCUGUGAACUGGCUCCUUUUUAAUUACUAUUUAACUACCUGUCUACGGUCUUCAGUUACUAGACAUCAAAAAAUGUUUGAUAAGCUAGUUAAUAUGAACCUUGUCAUGAAGGCUAAGACCAUUAGGGAAUUUGACAAACAGUUCACCUCGGUCAUGUUUGGCUAUUCUACAAUCGAUGAUUACUAUGCAGAUGCUAGUCCAUGUCAUAGGCUGAAGAGAAUUGGCAUUCCAGUUUUGUGCUUAAAUUCUCUGGAUGAUGUCUUCUCACCAAAUCAUGCCAUACCAGUAGAAAUGGCAAAACAAAAUCCAAAUGUAGCUUUGAUCCUCACUUCAUAUGGAGGUCAUAUUGGUUUUCUGGAAGGACUAUGGCCAAGAAAAUGCACAUAUAUGGACAGAGUCUUCAAGCAAUUUGUUCAAGCUGUGUUUGAGCAUGGAAGCAAAAUCAUUAAUAUAUAGCAAUUUAUCAGAACCAUAAUUGCAGCACAGUGACAUAUUAUCAGGGUAAUUAAGCUUAAUGCACAUGCUUUAGCAAAUAAGCCAGCAAAUGAAUGAAAACCAUUACUAGGAGAAAAAGGAUAGUUUUGCCUAGAUAUUUUGCAAUAUUAUUAAUUUUAUAUAUUUAUUUAAAUAUCCCUUUUAAGAAUGACCUAAAAAGCACUCUGCACUCAUAAAAUUGCACUUAACCAAAACCAUUAACAGGUAAUACUCAGGUUUUAAUUUUAGAUGAUUCACAUUAUGGAAUCUUGCAUUUGAUUACUUGUUCUCAUGUGGCUAAUAUUCAAAACACAUUCUGUGUAAUAAAUAGGUAGGUUUCCUUCUACAUGCACUGAAAGAGAAAAUGCUAUAGAAAGACAUUUUCAAAACUUAAAAUAGCAGUUCAAAAAGCCAUCUUUAGAUACAGCUAAUACAAGAAUACUGAUUUUUUCAUUUGUUAUACACUGUGGGGAUUAUAUUUACAGAUUUCUCCUGUAUGCUGAUGCCAUAUAUGUCUUACUUUUUAAACACUGUUAACUUGUAACAUUUAUAUUUGUACCAGAUGUUUUAUGUUAA